AAAUAUAUUUUGCUAACCCCUACGACUUAUAUAUUGAUACUGACUACCAAAUAGAGGAUUUAAUUAAUCUAUCUGAAGAGUUAAAACCACUUAAAACUUCAUAUAUUUCUAAUAAUAAUCUCCAAUUAACCCAAUACUCUGACCCUACUAAUAUUACUUAUUUAGAAGAUAGUUCUUUUAGUAAAGGAUCUAUAUCAUAUCAAUUACCCAUUAGUACUUCUCUACCAGAGUCUGUAGUUUUAAAUCCUAAUUUUAGUACACCCUAUGAAUCAUUUGCUUCUGGAUCUACUAGUAAAGUAGAAAAUAUGAUCCAAGAUCUAACUGAUAGUCUUAAAAAAAUGAGACUUAAUUUGGUUCAACAAGAUAACAAGAAGGAAGCUUACACUGUUAAAAGUGGUUAUAAUCUAAAUAAUCGGAAUCAAGACAGAAAUAGAAAAAUCAGCCCAAAUAUUCAGAUUCCAGAAGAAGAUCCAGAUCAGGAUCUCGAAAUUAUAGAAGAAAUCUAUCUAGAAGUCAAGAAAGGUAUAGAAGAAAUACUCGAGAUUAUAAUCGUUAUGACAGAAGCAGAUCUAGAGAUUAUAAUCACUAUGAUAGAAACAGAUAAUAAAGAAACUACCUCUACCAAUCAUUGGGAUACUCUUUUAAAUAAUACUAGUAUUAGAGGAGCCUUAGCAAAUUAUCUGCAAGAAACAGAAUUUCAGAAAGAAGAAUUAAAUUUUCAGGAAGUCUAUACUAUUGGACAAUUAGAACUAGAAGAAGAGUACUUAUUAACUUCAGAAAAUCAUGUUGAAACAG
This is a messenger RNA of Racocetra persica, 795 nucleotides long. NCBI's taxonomy places the organism in Eukaryota, Fungi, Glomeromycota, Glomeromycetes, Diversisporales, Gigasporaceae. The record is from the annotation of a GenBank genome assembly.